AUGGCAGCCACGGUUAAGUUUACGAACGCCGUCUGCGAGUCGAAAAACAAAACUUGGAUUACCUUCGAUCGAUGUCGAUUGCGUGCGAUUAAUCGCAACAAAACAGUUUUGAAUGUGGAAGUGAAUUUUCUUCAUCCGGUGCACAGCGCAAAUCUCAACUUCCGGAUGCAGAAAAGGGCGAAUGGCUAUAAGCCCUGGUUGGGCGAAUAUACGGUCGAUUUCUGCGCGUUUAUGCGAAAAUCCAAUCAUCCGGUUUUCAGAAUUGUAUUUGACAUUUUGAAGGACUUCUCGACACUCAACCAUACGUGUCCCUAUGUGGGCAAGCAGAUUGUCAAGGAUUUAUACUGGGACGCCAAAGGCUUACAGUUGCCUUUGCCAAGUGGGGACUACGCCGUGCUCCUAACUUGGAUUUUCGAUAAGAAGCCGCAGGCUUUAACGAAUUUUUACUUUACUUUCCAUCAGGAUUUAUUUAAUGAGUAG
Drosophila montana is the source of this 480-nucleotide messenger RNA. RefSeq lists its product as uncharacterized. NCBI's taxonomy places the organism in Eukaryota, Metazoa, Arthropoda, Insecta, Diptera, Drosophilidae. The record is from RefSeq and is a predicted model, not a curated record. The transcript has 2 exons. The coding region runs from base 1 to 480 and encodes 159 amino acids.